This is a messenger RNA of Ambispora gerdemannii, 1050 nucleotides long. Lineage: Eukaryota; Fungi; Glomeromycota; Glomeromycetes; Archaeosporales; Ambisporaceae. The record is from the annotation of a GenBank genome assembly.
AUGAGCACCGAAGUUAUUCAGACAACAGACGAAACUGUUGAUGAUUCACCAGCGAAACUUGAUAGUCAGACGGUGGUUUCUUCGAGUAUUGUUAUUCCGUCAACGUCAUCUGCAAGACGUUCAUCUCGUUAUGACGAUGAUCAACAUUCAAAGAGACGAGCCAACGAAGACAGUAAGCGGUCUCUUGAGGAGAGCAAACGUCCUCGUCUAAAUGUAGAGGAUGGCGAGUUCAAAAAACGCGGACAGAGAAUGUUUGGCAUGAUAUUGGGAACAUUGACAAAAUUCAAAAAUGAUAGUCAGAAUAAAAGUGAAGCUGAGAUUAAACGAGAACAGAUUGACCAGAAACUGCAAGAAAAACUGCGAAAAGACAAACAAGAGUUAAUGGAAAAAAUGAAACGAGAAGAACAAGAGAAGCGAGAACGAGCCGCGAAAUUACGAAAAGAAGAAGAAGAGAAACGCCAGAGUGAAUUGAAUCUCGCAAACUUUCUUUGCACCGUCACAGAACCCCAUCUCUACUACCUUCCCACAAGAAUGUCUUCUGCAGAUGUGGAAACAAUUGUCGAACAGAAACGGCAAUUGGCGUUGGCAUCUACAAGAAGGGAGGAGGAGGAUGAUGAUGGCGAUGGUAGAGAUCAUAGUGAAGAAAAAGAUCGAGGGGAUGAGGAAAAUGAAGUAUCUUCUACUUUCACAGUUUCAUCAACAAAAUCAGAGAGUAAAGUUGAAUCCGAAUCAAUGGUAACUGAAGAGGUAGAAAAGGGUACAUCGACUGAUAAUGAUAAAUCCACGGAUGAAACAACGACAGGUAAUCCAUCAUCGUCAAAAGAUGAACUCACCACCACACAAGAUACUAAUGAUACUACCACUGCAAAUACUACAACGGGAGAAACAACGACAAGUGAUCGGACAAAAAACGAUGAAAAAGAUGAUGCCAAAAAAAAAGACAAUGUUGAUGAUGGCGAUGCGGAUCCCUCGAAAAAUGAUCAGCAACAUCCAUCUAAUGAUGAUAUAUCGAUGAAGGAGGGUGAGGCCGAUGAAGUUAUAGAAUACUAA